This is a messenger RNA of Dentiscutata heterogama, 136 nucleotides long. Lineage: Eukaryota; Fungi; Glomeromycota; Glomeromycetes; Diversisporales; Gigasporaceae. The record is from the annotation of a GenBank genome assembly.
AUGGCUGUUCACAGCAAGGAAGAUAUGAUUUUUAGUUAUCUUUCUGAUGAUCUUUUAGAUCAUUGUAGUGUUGAUAUUUAUAAUAAAGAAGACACAACUUUUAGUUAUUUUUCUGAUAAUCUUUUAGAUCAUUUUG